Molecule: messenger RNA, 804 nt
Organism: Saprolegnia diclina VS20
Lineage: Eukaryota; Oomycota; Saprolegniomycetes; Saprolegniales; Saprolegniaceae
Exons: 6
Coding region: 1-804 (267 amino acids)
Biological process (GO): protein homooligomerization
Source: RefSeq, a predicted model, not a curated record
AUGACCCAGAGCAACCCCGGGGCAACCCAUGCCAAAGACCAGAGCAUGCAAGCGCUCAAGGGACGCGUGAUUGUGGACGCAACUACCAUUACUGACAUCCACGCUGCGUUCAGCGCCAUUGACGACAGCGACGCCGAGCUACGGGACGUGGAGCGCGCGCAGGCCAACGCCGCCGCUGCGCCAAAGAACAUCAAGCUCAACAUCGGCGGCCGCAUUUUCGAGACGAGCAAAAACAACGUGAUCCAGCACCCGACCUCGUUCUUGUACGCGAUGGUCACGAGCGACGAUUGGCAGCCUCGUGCGCAGGACGGUGCAUGCUUUAUCGACGCCAACUUCAAGCACUUUGACCGUGUCAUGACGUACCUCCGGUCGGGCAACAUGUACCUUGACGGUCUCUGCGCGUCCGAGGUUAGCCAGCUCAAUUUCACGCUGCGUACGCUGCUCAUGGAGCAUCUCGAGAUUCAGCAAAUGGAAGAGCGGCGCAAGCAGGCGAUCCAAGAGAUUUCAGACGCCUACACCAAGCUCGCCGCAGCGAUCAAGGUCGACAAAACCAAGCUGCAAGCGGCGCGGAGCCAUCGCCAAUCGUUCCAGGCGGCGGACGCUGCUCGGGCAGCCUAUACCUUGCUCUCCCAAAGCCACUGGCGUCCCCGUGAAGACGGCGCAUAUUUCAUCGACCAAGAUCCAACGUACUUUGAGUACGCGCUCGAUGCGUUGCAAGGAACACUCAACACGAGUGGUCUCUCGCCCACCGCUAUUCAUCAAGUCUAUCAACUUUUCAACUACCUACAGAUGCAGACGUAUUAG